Molecule: messenger RNA, 1119 nt
Organism: Fonsecaea erecta
Lineage: Eukaryota; Fungi; Ascomycota; Eurotiomycetes; Chaetothyriales; Herpotrichiellaceae
Exons: 4
Coding region: 1-1119 (372 amino acids)
Biological process (GO): translation
Cellular component (GO): ribosome; cytosolic large ribosomal subunit
Molecular function (GO): RNA binding; structural constituent of ribosome
Source: RefSeq, a predicted model, not a curated record
AUGUCGAACCGUCCUACUGUCGGCAUCAUCGGCGGCGAUGGCUCCAGCACUGGGGAGACCCAUCCUCUGCCCGCCGUCUUCAGCUCUCCCAUCCGUCCUGAUAUUGUCCAGACCGUGCACACCGGAAUGGCCAAGAACAAGAGACAACCAUAUGCCGUGAGCGAGAAGGCAGGCGAGCAGACAUCCGCAGAGUCAUGGGGCACAGGUCGUGCUGUCGCACGUAUCCCUCGUGUCUCCGGCGGUGGCACACACAGAGCAGGUCAAGCUGCGUUUGGUAACCAAUGUCGGUCCGGCCGCAUGUUCGCACCCACCAAGGUCUGGAGGAAGUGGCAUCAGAAGAUUAACUUGGGCCAGAAGCGCUUCGCGACAGCAUCCGCCAUUGCUGCCAGCUCGGUCCCCGCCCUUCUCCUCGCCCGAGGCCACCGCAUCUCGAGCGUCCCCGAAGUGCCCCUGGUCAUCUCCAGCAAAGUAUUUGAAGGAGCCGCGCUUGUCAAGACGUCUGCUGCCGCUGCUCUCCUAAAGGCCGUCGGCGCCGGGCCGGACAUCGUGAAGGUGCAGAAAUCCCGCAAACUGCGCGCCGGCAAGGGCAAGAUGCGCAACCGCCGUCACCGCAUGCGCCGCGGGCCGCUGGUGGUGUACAACCCAGAGGUCGACGGCAAGGAGCUCGCGCGGGCGUUCCGCAAUAUUCCUGGCGUCGAGAUAUCUUCCGUCUUUGCGCUGAACCUCCUUCAGCUCGCCCCGGGCGGUCACUUGGGCCGCUUCAUCAUCUGGACGUCGGCCGCCUUCGGUGCGCUGGACACCAUCUACGGAUCGACCAGCGAGGCCUCGGCCUUGAAGAAGGACUUCCUGCUGCCAUCCAACGUCGUGUCCAACGCCGACAUCACCCGCCUCAUCAACAGCUCUGAGAUCCAGUCCGUGCUCCGCGAGCCCAAGGGCUUCGCCACCACCAAGCGCACCGGCGUGCAGAAGAAGAACCCGCUCCGCAACCGACAGGUGCUGCUCCGCCUCAACCCCUACGCUGCCCAGUAUUCCAAGGACAAGCUGGGCCAGAAGGGCGUGGAUCACGGCAAGCCCGAGCGCGUCAACGAGAAAUUCCAAGAGGUCUUGCACGAGAACUAG